Messenger RNA from Prunus armeniaca (apricot), 1560 nucleotides. The record is from the annotation of a GenBank genome assembly. NCBI's taxonomy places the organism in Eukaryota, Viridiplantae, Streptophyta, Magnoliopsida, Rosales, Rosaceae.
AUGGAUUUCUCACCGCCAUGGUUAAGGAAAUUACAAGGGAUGUGUGCCAUUGCUUUGUUUGCUUGUUUAGCACAAGGUCCUGUAAAUGCAUCCAACCCCCCAGAAUUGGAAGUCAAGUGGUCUGACUUCCCUAGUGAUUUUGUGUUUGGAGUCUCUACUGCUGCUACACAGAUUGAAGGAUCAGCAAAAGAAGCAGGAAGAGGACCAAGUGUUUGGGACUACUAUGUUGAGAAAUUCCCAGAAAGGAUUGCAGAUCACUCCAACAUGUUUACGGCCCUCGAUUCAUACAAGCGAUACAAGGAAGAUGUGAAUGCUGUGAAGAACCUUGGAGUUGGGUCUUACAGAUUUUCCAUCUCUUGGACCAGGAUUCUUCCUGAGGGAACCUUGAGUGGUGGAGUAAACCAACAAGGUAUUGAUCACUACAACAACCUGAUUGACGAACUGAUCAAGAAUGGCAUCACACCAUAUGUCACUAUAUUGCACUUUGAUGCACCACAAGCUUUGACAGACAAGUAUGGAGGCCCCCUAAAUCGCUCCUUUGUGGAUGAUUUCAAGGAUUAUAGUGAACUUUGCUUUAAAUUUUUUGGAGAUAGAGUAAAAAAUUGGAUUACAAUCAACGAGCCAUUAAUUACUGCAAAAUUUGGGUAUGAUCUUGGGGUUGAUGCACCAGCAAGGUGUUCUGUUCAAACAGCAUAUCCAUGUAGUGUUGGUGGUAAUUCAGCCACUGAGCCUUACAUUGUUGCCCAUAACAUUCUCCUUGCGCAUGCCACUGCUGUUGAGCUCUACAGAGAGAAGUUUCAGAGAAAACAAGGUGGACAAAUUGGAAUUAGUCUUGUGGGACAAUAUGUUGAGCCUUAUUCAGAUUCAGCAGAAGACAAAGCUGCAGCAAAAAGAAUUUUGGAUUUUGAACUUGGAUGGUUUGUGGAACCAUUAGUGUAUGGAGCUUAUCCAAGGAGUAUGAGCCAGUUGGUCAAGGACAGGCUACCCACCUUCACCGAGAAAGAGACGAUGAUGAUCAACCGGUCCUUCGAUUUUAUUGGUAUCAACUAUUAUACCAGCAGAUAUGGCAAAAAUGAGCCUGCAAGUUCAGGGAAACCAAUUUCCUAUAGCAACGAUCAAUUAGCUUCGUCGUGGACUACAAAUGUGGAUGGAAUCCAAAUUGGUCCUCUGGCUUCAGGAAGCAAGUUCCUCUACAGUUAUCCACAAGGUCUGCAGAAACUUCUAGAGUUCAUUAAGAAAGAGUACAGAGACCCUAAAAUCUACAUUACUGAAAAUGGAAUAACCGAAGAGAAGGACGAUAAACUAGGGCUUGAUGAAGCACUUAAGGAUCCACAUAGAAUUCAAUACAUUCUUCAGCAUUUGUACUGGAUCAAGAUGGCAAUCAAGAGCGGUGUGAAUGUCCGAGGAUAUUUCCACUGGGCUCUAUUUGACGACUUUGAAUGGGGGAAUGGCUAUACCACAAGAUUCGGGGUUUAUUAUAUCGAUCACAAAGACAAUCUCAAGCGCAUUCCUAAAGCGUCAGCUAAGUGGCUCCCUAAAUUCCUAAAGGGUCAGGCUUGA